AUGACCAUCAUGUCCUCACAACCAAACAAGAAGCUACUCAAAAACCAGGUGGCCAUAAUCACCGGAGCCGGCGGAGGCCUGGGGCGGGAGUAUGCGCUGCUGUUUGCACAGCUCGGGGCAAAGGUCGUCGUCAACGACUACGGCGGCUCCCUGUCCGGCGUCAAAGGAGACGCGUCGCGCGCAGAAGCGGUUGUCAACGAAAUCCGCCAAGCGGGCGGCGAAGCCAUUGCCAGUGGUCAUGAUAUAUCGGUCCCCGACGAAGCCGAAGAUCUUGUCCAGGCAGCGCUGCAAUCGUUCGGUGCACUGCACAUUCUCGUGAACAAUGCUGGCACCGCGGGCUCGCACAGCGCGCACGACAAUCUCAAUAUCCACUCGUACACUCGGACCUGGGCUAUCGCGUGUCUCGGUACGAGCAUUAUGAUUAGCAAGGUGUGGCCGAGCAUGGCAGAGCAGAAGUAUGGGCGCAUUAUCAACACGUCGUCGGACUCGAUCCUGGGGUUUGGGGCUGGCGGCGACGGGGCCUAUGCUGCCUCCAAGGGCGCUGUCUUCGCUCUCACCAAGGAGCUCGGCUGCUUCGGGCAGAAGCACGGCAUCUACAUCAAUGGAGUCCUCCCUUCCGCUGCGUCUCGCAUGUCCGAUCUUUCGCCGUUCAUCAAAAGCAUUACGAGGAAGUACUUUGGUGCUCCUGUCGUUGCUCCCUUCGUUGCGGCGCUCGCGUCUAGGGAAUGCCCGUGCUCUGGGGAGCUAUUUAGUGUUGGCGCGGGGAGAGCGGCGCGGAUGACGUUCGCUACGUGCCCUGGUUUGGCUGGCGCGGCGGAGGCGAGUCAGUUCGUGGAUAAUUUCGAUACAGUGUUGGGAAAGGGCCAGGAGUUGUUUGUGCCCGCGAACUGUGUAGAGCAGAUUGCUUAUAGUAUUGAGCACGCUACUGGGGAAAAGGUGGACCUCAACGAGAUAGAGCAUGAUGAAUGA
Aspergillus calidoustus is the source of this 969-nucleotide messenger RNA. NCBI's taxonomy places the organism in Eukaryota, Fungi, Ascomycota, Eurotiomycetes, Eurotiales, Aspergillaceae. The record is from the annotation of a GenBank genome assembly.